Asterias rubens (European starfish) is the source of this 2753-nucleotide messenger RNA. RefSeq names its product serologically defined colon cancer antigen 8 homolog. Lineage: Eukaryota; Metazoa; Echinodermata; Asteroidea; Forcipulatida; Asteriidae. The record is from RefSeq and is a predicted model, not a curated record. The coding region runs from base 94 to 2394 and encodes 766 amino acids. The transcript has 16 exons. Gene Ontology annotation, biological process: tube formation; centrosome cycle; neuron migration. Gene Ontology annotation, cellular component: centriole; centrosome.
GUUGUUGACUUGUGUUCAACCCGUCGUCUGCUUUCUUUAUCUUACGUGAUAAUUAAGGAGAUAUUUGUCUCGUUGUUGUUGUCUUUACCCACAAUGGAACCUCUAGACUUUUCUGAGCUAGCGGAGGGUACUUUCAACAGUUACCAGGGGACUGUACGAGAGCGUGCGAGUGAUUCUUUACAGGAACUUAAACACACAUUCAGCACUCCCUUCCCAGGACCAGGGUCGCUCAAACCACCUCUGUCGGCAAGCCCACGGUACCAUCCAUCACCCCGAUUAGAUCAUGGAUCACUCAGGCAGACAAGGAGAGAUCACAACAGUGCUGUACAGAGACUCAAAGGGAUGCUACAACAACAGCAGCCACAGCAGGUGCCGAUGAUGACACCUUUACAACUCCAUGAGACGCCCAGGACUCACAUGUAUUCUUCUGCACCUGGACCUAGACUAGAUUUGAAGAGAUCUGCAGGUAUAAGCCCCUCAGUAUCUGCUGGUGUUGGAGGAGGAGGUUCACAUCCUGCAGAGGAUGCACCCAGACUUGAAGAUAUUCUACCGUUUAUGAGCAGCCAGAGUGCUUACAUACAGCAGCUGGAAGGAGAAAAUGUCUUCUGUAAGGAUGAGCUUGCCUCUUUAAGGGUCAAGAUACAGAGUGUUGUAGAUGAUAACAUCCGGCUCCAUGAGGAACUGAAAACAUCAGUGGUUCAACUUGCACUUGGACAGGGUAUGAAUCAGGGGGAUAAAGAUGACAAGAAAGAUACAACUCAGUCUACUGGUGGUCCAUCUCACAUGAAUCCAGACACUCCUAUGGAUAAGAAUUCCUACAGUAGAUGGGCACAAGAGCUGGAACAAAUGAAGUCUCUACAUGAAGCAAAAACAAACCGACUGGAAGCACAGCUAUCGUAUACAAGGUCAGAGCUUGAUAAAUACGAGAGACAGUGUGAUGAGUUACGCUCUAAGCUGCGCAUGGCAGAGACUGUUAGUCUGAUGGGAAGAGAUGAAAGUGAAGUACAGAAGGGUCUAUGCAUCAAAUGUGCACAACAUGAAUCUGUGAUUGCAUCCACGCAUGGGAGCGCUCAUGUCAAAGCAAUGGAACGAGUUACAAGUGAGAGAGAUGAGUUGAUGGAUACAUUGGGGAGAUUGAAGGCAUCAAUGAAUGACUUGAAGGAAAGAGAAGCCAAUGCAUAUCAUCAGGUCAAACAGAGUGUCACUAUGGUAGAACAGGCACAGCUGGAGAAAACGGAGCUUCUUGUACAACGAGAGCAAGUGAAGGAAGAUCAGCUCCGUCUUCAGCAGAGGAUGGAGGAGAUGAUAUUAGACCAUCAACGUAAACUCCUCCAGGAGAGAGAAUUUACCAGAAAGGAAAGCAAGCAUGAACUAGAACAACUCAGCCACAAGGUUGCUAAACUGACCGAAGAGCUCGGCUCAGCAAAUAACCAAGUCGAUCGUGUGACCAGAGAGAAAGUGGCCAUCAUGUCCGAGCUGGAACAAUACAAGAGCCAAAUCAUGCAACACAGUAGUGAGAUCAGUCAGGUAUCUCAGGGUAUACACCUGUCCACAGCUACUGCUAAGGUACAGAGAGAUGAAGCUCUAAGACAGCUAGAGAGAUUGAGACAUUCUACAGAGAGAGAAAUCAGAGAUAGAGAACAGGACAUUGUUCGCCUAAGAAAAGAGUUAAGUGACGUUAGACGACGGCUAGAGACAGCAGAGAAAGAUUCUACUAUCAGCAGAGAGGAGUGCAUCAAACUAACAGAGAAACUCAACACUGUGGAGAAAGAGGCUAGCCAGAUGAAGAUAUCCCGAGACACGUUAGAGAGGAGUAGUCAGGAUGAGGUGAAGAGAGUGACGAGGCAGUCGCAGAACAAACAGAUGGAAUUACAGCAGACAGUGCAUGAACUGGAAUCCAAAUACUCUCUGACAGUGACGGAAUUAGAAGAAAUGAUUUCUAACCAGAGCUCCUUGAUCAACAAACUGAGAGGGGAGGGACGCACUCUCACUGAGCAGAUUGAUCAGAUUAGUAAUAAGUACAGGACUGAAAUCCGUCGGUUGAAGCAGAGUAAUGCAGAGCUGAGUAGCCGGACAGACAGACUGGCUGGCCAACAUGCAGAGAUGGAGACCCAGUGCAUGGAUCAUGGGCAAAUGCACCGUAAGAUGACCAGCAGACUGCAGACAAUGGAGGAUCAUGCACAAAAAAGCGCCCAACAGGUUUAUGAGCUACUCCAACAGCAAGAAACCCUGAUGCAAGACAGACAGCUAAUGUCAAAGGAGCUGGAGUUUCUACGUUCCCAGCAGACUGCUGCAAUGGCCUCGUCCAGGAAGUUUGCGGUUGACCUUGACAUGACCCCUGAACUUGACUUGAAUGUAAGAACUGAAAACCAGAGCCACAGUUACAAUGGCUGAAUCAAGGUGAUGCAAGAUGAAUAUGAUUUGAAAUAGUGCAUGGUAAAUGUAAAAUUUGCAGGAACACUUGAACAUGUAUCUCUUUAAAAAAAUCUAAUCAAAGUCAAAGAAUUGUUGUUAAUUUUGGUUUUACUCUCACAGUUCCAUUGAUGUGUGUAAUCACUGUAUAUUCACUAUUUUCCUGACUUCUGCGGAAAAAAAAUCGAAGUACACGUCAGUGUAGGGGUAAAACCAAAAUUAAUUAUCUUAAUCCCGACGCAAAUUUAACAUCUAUUAAUGAAUUUUUACCUUUUUAAACAAUGUAUGUACAGUGUUACAGGAAGGAUUUAUUCUUGUUUUAAAUAAUUUUAGAAUUCAAA